AUUUAUUUGCCAUGAAUUAAGUUUAUGAUAUUUAAUGAAAUGACCAUGCCCCAGUCAGUGAAAGUGUCUUCCCUACCCCUAGACCUAGAGGGUUAAGUCACUAACUGUAGAUCAGUGAACCAGCACUGUCUUACUAAUGUUAAUUUGACGAAUUUGCUAGAAGAAAAUGUAUUUAAGAGUGUCAGUGAACAUUUGAGUGCUGGUGCUAUGUUGCUAGACCUGACAGACGCUAGCUAGCACACUAAAACCAAUAGCAUUUGCUCAGCUAAAAACAGCAGGUGGACCAAUGUUGCCCUCAUUUCAAACCAAAUAAACAGAACUAUUUUACAGUAUAGUCAUAGCUUAGAAUGUGUCCAUUGUUUGUGUACAAGUGCAGAGGUGUGUUUUCUUCUUAUACUUGUAUGUCUUGAGCUUCAGUAUACUUGUGAGAGGCCUUUCUAUGGGCAGUGCAAUGUACAGGGUUUUACCUUUUGUUAAUACACAGGCAUUUUUGGUUCUUGAAAUGUCCCACUGAAACUGUUUUGUGCAUUUUGGGACUCUCUGUGUGAUGGUAUGUUAGUGUGUCAACCGCAAUAGAAAAAGCAGUUUUACAACACAAAAGAUCGGAUGUUUUUUAUGCUAUACAAUAUGUUGCCAUUUUUUUUUUCUUUUUUUAAAGUCUUUCUAGUACCAGUAAGAUGAUUUGCUGUGAUUGAAUAUGAAUCAACACCAUACAUUUCUCUUUUCUAACUUGUAGGUACUUGGAGUACAAGGCCAGAGGAUCACACACACAGGCAGACUGCACACAACCCACAAUAUCUUCAUUUUCCCAGAAAGUGCAGUUAUAUGCCCAACAUUCGCCAAGGCAGCAGGCUAUUACAGAUGCCAUCCUGCAUGAUCUGGUCAUCGGUUGCUGCCUACCCCUGUCUCUGGUUGAAAAUCCCCAUUUCAGACACUUUUUACAAGUUCUGGACUGCAAAUACACACCAGUGUCCAGAAGAACCCUGACCGAGAAACUUAUACCAGAGUCAGUGAAGAAGGUUAAAGCAAACAUCAUCGAAGAGUUGAAGGCUCAGUCAAGUGUGGCAGUUACUGUGGACCUCUGGUCUGAUCGGAGGCUUCGUUCAUUCUUAGGAGUUACUGCUCACAUCUGCAUGAAAGACUCAAAGGGCUUCUACACUAUGCAGUCUUUUUUGCUGGACUGCAGACGUUUCACUGGUAAGCAUUGUGGAGAAAGAAUUGCUUCAGCUUUUGAGGAAAUUGUAGAGGAGUAUGGUAUUCGUCUAAAAGUAAGUUUUAUCAUCACUGACAAUGCAUCGAAUAUGAAGCGAGCUUUUAAGGUGUCCAUACCUCAAGACUCAGAGCACCCUGACAGCGAAGGUGAGGACUUAGAUGAUGAAAUGAUGUGGGAAGACAUUGAUGCAUUUGAGUCAGCUUCGCCAUGUUCAUCAAGUGAGCGUCUGUCUUGCUUUGCCCACUCACUCCAACUCGUUGUCAAUGAUGGCAUGAAGGAGCUUAAGGCUGUUUCCCGAGCAAUUGCUAAAGCCUCCAAGAUCACCUCACUAGUGCACAGCAGCUCACAGUAUAGAGACAAAUUUGAGGCUUGCUUUGGGACGAACAGGAGUAUCCCAGCAGCGAACACGACUCGCUGGAACAGCACCUUUAAGAAAAUUCAAGCUCUCACCGCUUUAGAACAUAAAGCCCUCACAGAAAUGUGCAGUGACAGUGACAAUCUUGUGUUUUCAGCACGUGAAUGGACUCAGCUUAAAGAGUUAUGUGCCAUUCUUGCGCUCUUCUCUGAGGCAACAGACAUGACUGAAGGGGGAAAGUCAGUAACCAUCAGCAUGGUGGUCCCAACAGUGCUUGAUCUUAAAACUCAUCUCAUCAAGAUGGAAAAUCGCAUGCAGACAAGUGCAAUUGCAAGAGCACUGCGCAUGUCCUUGGAGAAUAGAUUCUCAGGAAUCUUUGGGAGGAUAAACAUGGAAGAAGGCGAUAUUGACGAGCCAUUCAACCACCGUGUCUAUUUUUUGGCUACUAUCCUUGACCCGCAGUUUGGAUUAAGCUGGGUGGAUUUGGAUGUGAACAAUGGGGAAAGUGGGGCAUCUUUGAAGAGGUUCAGAGAUUAACUAAAAAAGUCAUUAACAGGUUAUUACUAUUAAUAUAUGUUGAUCUCAGAGGUGGAGGCCAUAAUGGACAGUGAAGCAACUGGCUCAGUGCCAGGCAGCGUGGAGGACCCAUCGGAUGAUUCACCGCCAGUGAAACAGCAGCGUCUACUGUCCCGUUACAAAACAUUCAAGCAACGUAACGUGGCCCAGGACUCUUCAAUUACCACACAGAUAAACAAAUACUUAGAUUACAUGAAUGACUGUGCAACUGAUGAUGCGCUUGUCUUUUGGGCCAAAAACCAUGAUCGGUUUCCUCAACUCCACAAUAUUGCUCUAAAGGUACUUUCUGUUCCAGCCUCCUCGGCACCAGUGGAGAGAGUUUUCAGUAGAGGGGGCAUUAUAAUGAGACCCCACCGUGCAUGUCUAGGUCACAAAAUUUUGCAAUCACUAGUGUUCCUAAAGUGCAACCAAACUCUCCUAUAAAUAUUGUGACAAGGCGGCACGUCAGGACUGGCUUCCAGGAGCUAUUGUGGUGAGUAUGAGUGGCCAGUUGGCUGUUUAUUGUGUUCUUGGGGACAUUAGAAGGAGGAGUAGAUGUUUGUGUAACUGUUGAUGUGUUUCUGUGUGGUUAUGUGUGUUACUUUGGUGUUUGAGCCCUUCUCGCCAUUCACCCUCCUCCAGAGAGUUAGCUGCCGGAGAGGAGUGAAUGGCGAGUGAGAGCUGCUGUGUUGGGUUGAGGAGCAGUACUGGAGCAUGUCAGUGGGGGGCACAGUACUCUUUGUAUGCAAGUCUGUUUUGAAGCUGCCAAAAGCUGAGAAAUAAAAAGAUGUUUGCUUGAA
Messenger RNA from Paramormyrops kingsleyae, 2923 nucleotides. NCBI's taxonomy places the organism in Eukaryota, Metazoa, Chordata, Actinopteri, Osteoglossiformes, Mormyridae. The record is from RefSeq and is a predicted model, not a curated record.